GGCUCUGAAGACCUCGAGACGGGCAGUGGCUCCUGAACAUCCCGUUGCUUCAGAGGCAUGGCAGCGAUGCCUAAGCGAUGGGCCUGGAGUUUCUUGAAGGAAGGCAUCAAGUUCCGCGCUGGACGACUCUACGAGACCUUUUGGAACUCGCAGUCCAACGUGAAGUACACUGUCAUUUUCCUGUAUCCGGGAGCGCUUUUCUGGGUCCGAUGGCGUGCAGAGACGCAGUACAAGUACAAUGUCUUCAUCGCUGACAAGCAGGUGGAGCCCGACACAACUCAGAACCUUUUCUCCAGCUGGAAGAAUGGUUCGGCCUUCUACUUCCCAGCUAUGGCAACGGUGCAGGACUUGAAGCAAAGUGUCUACGGUGAGGCAUCCAAGGUGCCUCCUGCUGUCCGUGCUGGAUGCCAUGGACGAAUGAUGGAGGAUACUGACAACUUGGCGUUGGCGGUCCGCACUUUCUGCAAGCGAGAUCCUAAGAUUGUCCUUUGGGAGGAGGAGACCGAGAAGGUGGCAGCUUGAGGCUAAGCUUGAGGAAAUGAGAUCGCCAAGGAUGAAUUCCUCAGGGGCACAGCAACGGAGCCUUGCGAAGCCUCUGACAACUUGAUUUUGAUUUAAGGGAU
Messenger RNA from Effrenium voratum, 623 nucleotides. NCBI's taxonomy places the organism in Eukaryota, Dinophyceae, Suessiales, Symbiodiniaceae. The record is from the annotation of a GenBank genome assembly.